GGAAAAGGCUAAUUCUUGGGAGUGACUCAGAGCUAGUUCUGUUCCUUUUCUAUCACUCCUCGUAGGAUCAACACGGCAAAGGACAGCUGCUCGUGUAUUAUCUAUAUCGACUGAUCAAAACGCCACUCCAAAUUGGUGCGACAAUAUUCAACCAACUGAACCUGUGGUUUUAGUUUUGAAUAUUUUCAAGACUUCAGAUUACACGUUACCGAAAUUCACAAAGGCAAUGGGAAACCUGAAAGUUCGUAUACUCACUGGUUAUGCUUUCUGUUUCACCAAGUUAAGAAAUCUCAAGUUACUUGCUUAUUUAAGGAGCCUCAAAAGAAUCCAAUUGCAGCAUGUUUCUAUUCCGUCCCUUUGCGACUUGAAGAAUGUGACCAAGUUGUCAUUUUACAUUUGUCAAGUAAAGAAGGCUUUUGAGGAUAGUUCCAUCGAAUUCCCAUCAGCAUUGCCAAAACUGGAAGACGUGAACAUCGAGUAUUGCAAUGAUUUGGUUGGGUUGCCUUCUGGGCUCUGCUUUGUUGUCAACCUGAAGAAACUUGGCAUCAUUAGUUGCCACAAAUUUAUUGGACUACCCCAAGUUGAGAAUCUGGAAUUACUGCAGAUUAGUUACUGUGCUGACUUUGAAAAUUUGCCAGAGUCAAUCACGCAGCUGAGUCAUCUAAGAAUUCUAGGCAUCUCACACUGCGUAAUUAAGCUUGAGGAGAAUACCAGACAAAAUUGGGGAGCUGCAGAAUCUGAGAAAGCUUUACAUGACAGGUUGCUCAAUACAUGAAUUGCCAGACUCGGCCAUGAAAUUGGAGCAUUUAGAGAAGGUGAUAUGCGAUGACUGUAUAUCUCAUUAUGGGAAGUGAUCAGUUCGGGGCUACCUAACCUCAAGGCAAACAUUGCCCAGACAAACAUUACCUUGAAUUGGCUUUCGGGCUGUCCUUUAAUUAAAAUCACAGACAAAUUGCUCUAUUGGUUUUGCUUGUU
Prosopis cineraria is the source of this 975-nucleotide messenger RNA. Its product is annotated as probable disease resistance protein At4g33300. Gene Ontology annotation, biological process: defense response to fungus. Bases 227 to 775 code for a protein of 182 amino acids. The transcript has 2 exons. The record is from RefSeq and is a predicted model, not a curated record. Lineage: Eukaryota; Viridiplantae; Streptophyta; Magnoliopsida; Fabales; Fabaceae.